UUGCUGACUUUUGAGCCGCAACUGUAGUGCGGAAAAACCAUUCUAUGAGACAAAGAUCAGGAGAGAUCCAUGAAUUUUGUUGACUGUCAUGAACUUUGUGGUUCUCUGCCUGCUAAGCUUUCUUCUUAGCCUCACCUGCGAAGCGGCACCCACUUUCUAUACCGACUUCUGCGAAAAGUCAUCAAAUUUCACACCCAAUGGUACUUACCAAACCAAUCUCAAUUCUCUCCUUGCUUCUCUGGUCUCUAACGCAACUAACGUCAAUGGAUCCUACGACAGUACUAGUGGUCAACCCUCUUCUGAUGUGGUGCUUUACGGCCUCUUUCUCUGUCCCGGAUAUGCCAAUACAAGUAGUUGCCAGGAAUGUGUCGCCGCCGCUGCCGAAGACAUAGUUCAACCAUGCCCUUUAAAGAAAGAGGCCUACAUUUGGUAUGAUGCGUGCUUGCUGCGUUACUCCAACCGUUUCUUAUUUACUAGAGAGGACAUAGAACCUGGGGUUGUUGGACCUGAUCCAAUGAAUGUUACAGAGCUAGACCGGUUCAAUCAGUUGUUGGCUGCAACGCUUGACGAGUUAGCGAGUAAAGCUGUGAGUGAUUAUUCGGAUAAAAAGUUGGCUACGGAAGAGAAAGAGUGUACUAGUAAUCAGACGCUCUACACUCUGGUGCAGUGCACACCGGAUUUAUCUGAGACUGGUCGCUUUCCAUGUCUUCAAAGCACGAUUGCUUCCUUUUCACAGUGUUGUUCUGGCGUACAGGGCGCAACAAUAUUUGCUCCGAGUUGUGUUGUUAGAUUUGAAAUGCACCCAUUUUACAGGAAAAACACCACAGAUCGAGAGCGUUCACCUCUAGUAACCAAUUCUAAAGGGAAAAGGAAGGUCUCAUCACAGUUGAUUAUUGCCAUUACUACUCCAGCUGUUGUUUCUUUGCUGUUAUUGGUCUUCCGAAUACAUGCCCUAAGAAUACGAAAAGCGAAGAAGAAAAUUAACGCUGUAGAAGAAGAAAAUGGUAAAAAAAGAGCUGCAGAAGAAGAAAAUGAAACAAUCACAGAUAUACAGUCUUUGCAAUUUGAUUUCAGCACAAUUGAAGCUGCUACAAACAACUUUUCUGCUGAUAACAAAAUAGGAAGAGGUGGAUUCGGGGAUGUUUACAAGGGUAAGCUGUGUAAUGGACAAGAAAUUGCAGUGAAGAGGCUAUCUAAAAGCUCAGGGCAAGGUGCAGAAGAAUUUAAGAAUGAAGUUGUAUUGGUUGCCAAACUUCAACACAGAAAUCUUGUAAGGAUGUUGGGAUUCUGCAUGCAAGGAGAAGAGAAGAUACUGAUAUACGAAUAUUUGCCCUACAAAAGUCUUGACAACAUUCUAUUUGAUCCUGAAAAACAAGGUCACUUGGAUUGGUCGAGACGUUUCAAAAUCAUAGUAGGAAUCGGAAGAGGAAUCCUUUAUCUUCAUGAGGAUUGUCGGCUACGAAUUAUACAUCGUGAUCUCAAAACAAGCAAUAUAUUGUUAGACGAAGAUAUGAAUGCAAAAAUCUCUGACUUUGGAUUGGCAAGGAUUUUUGGUGCGGAUAAAACUCAGGAUAUUACACGAAGGAUUGCGGGGACAUUAGGAUAUAUGCCUCCUGAAUAUGCGCUUCAUGGGCGAUUCUCUGUGAAAUCGGAUGUGUUCAGUUUUGGGGUCUUGGUUCUGGAAAUCAUUAGUGGGAAGAAAAACAGUAAAUUCUAUCAAUUACACAGUGGUGAAAGCCUCAUGAAUUAUGCUUGGAGACACUGGAGCGAUGGAACACCCUUAGAAAUUUUGGAUCCAACAUUGGGAACGUCCUAUUCGAAACCCGAAGUCAUUAGAUGCAUCUGUAUUGCCUUAUCAUGUGUUCAGGACGAUCCGGCUGACAGACCAACAAUGGCAUUAGUAGUUCUCAUGCUUAGCAGUUUGUCAAUCACCACACCGUCACCCGGGAGACCUGCAUAUUUUCUUGGUAGCGACACAGACCUAAGGAGGGAGCAGUGUUAUCAACCUGCAACAAAUUCAAUUAAUGAAGUAUCAGUUACUGAAUUAUUACAUCCGCGCUAGAGCUGGCGCAGCUCAUUUGAUGUGGAUCAAAAAUCAUUUAAAAGUCUAGUUUUUUUCAAUUAGUUUUAGGUCUUGUUUACUUUUUAUUUAAGUUAGUAUUAUUCUUAGGAUAAUAUUAUAGGAGGAUAAUAUUAUAGGGUUUUAUUUAACUUUUAGAAGUGAUGGCAUUAUCGUAAUUGUCAGGGUAGUGAAAAAAACGAAAUUAGUUAUUUAUUAGUAUUGUAUUAUAAUAUUUUAGGAUGUCUAUUGUUGGUUAAACUUUUAGGGCUCAAUUUGGAGUAGUUUUUAUUUCUUUAUUAGUAUUAUAUUAUGAUAUUUUAGGAUGUCUAUUGCUGGUUAAACAAGUAGUAUUUUUUAGGGGUCAAUUUGGAGUAGUUUUUAUUUCUAUUUAGUAUUGGUUUUCAAUUAGGAGUGGUUUGGGGUUUUCCUAUUUAAAGAUUGUAAUUUGAGAGAAAACUUUGAAUUUUAUUCAAUAAUAAUAUAGAAUUUUUUGUUGGGUUU
Tripterygium wilfordii is the source of this 2563-nucleotide messenger RNA. RefSeq names its product putative receptor-like protein kinase At4g00960. Gene Ontology annotation, molecular function: ATP binding; protein kinase activity. NCBI's taxonomy places the organism in Eukaryota, Viridiplantae, Streptophyta, Magnoliopsida, Celastrales, Celastraceae. Bases 89 to 2062 code for a protein of 657 amino acids. The record is from RefSeq and is a predicted model, not a curated record. The transcript is spliced from 7 exons. Gene Ontology annotation, biological process: protein phosphorylation.